Molecule: messenger RNA, 1178 nt
Organism: Zingiber officinale
Lineage: Eukaryota; Viridiplantae; Streptophyta; Magnoliopsida; Zingiberales; Zingiberaceae
Product: PTI1-like tyrosine-protein kinase At3g15890
Exons: 4
Coding region: 80-1108 (342 amino acids)
Biological process (GO): protein phosphorylation
Molecular function (GO): protein kinase activity; ATP binding
Source: RefSeq, a predicted model, not a curated record
UUCCUAACUUAGCUUCUAUUCCCUUCAUCGUCUUUAUUCACUUUCCACUCCGCCAGUACAUUAAAUUACAUUAUCAAUAAUGAUUCAGAGAUGCAUCCUCUGUUUCUCUCCGGAGAAGCAGGAAACAGGACAGAGGUCGAGGAAGAAACAUGAUUAUCCAUGGGAAAUCUACUCCUUGAGGGACCUGAUGCUUGCGACCAGAAACUUCCACGAGGAGAACAAGCUCGGAGAGGGUGGUUUCGGCGCAGUUUACCGGGGAGUAACUCAUAAAGGAGAAGAGAUUGCCGUGAAGAGGCUGAAGUCGAUGACGGCGAAGGCGGAGAUGGAGUUCGCGGUGGAGGUGGAGGUGUUGGGGAGGGUGCGGCACAAGAACCUGUUGAGUUUAAGGGGGUUCCACGCCGGCGGUGAGGAGAGGUUGAUCGUGUAUGAUUAUAUGCCCAACCAUAGUCUGCUCUGCCACCUGCACGGGGGCCGUUCCGGCGAGCUCCUGUUGGAUUGGCCUAGGAGGAUGCACAUCGCCAUUGGAGCCGCCGAAGGACUUGCGUACUUGCACCACGAGGAGACUCCCCACAUCAUCCAUCGCGACGUGAAAGCCAGCAACGUCCUCCUCGACGCCAACUUCACCGCUAAGGUCGCCGACUUCGGCUUCGCCAAGCUGGUGCCGGAGGGUGCCACCCAGAUGACAACCAACGUCAAGGGCACCGUCGGCUACCUCGCCCCGGAGUAUGCCAUGCUCGGCAAGGUCUCCCAUCGCUGCGACGUCUACAGUUUCGGCGUCCUGCUCCUCGAGAUCGUCACCGCGAGACGCCCUAUAGAGAAGCUCCCAGGCGGCACCAAUCGCGACAUUGCCGACUGGGCCACUCCUCUCGCCGAGCGCGGCGCCUGGGACCGCCUGGCCGACCCCAGGCUCCUUGGCCAGUUCAACCGCGCCGAGCUCCAGAACGCCGUCGUCGUCGCAUUGCGCUGCGCCGAAGCCUUACCGGGGAGACGGCCCACUAUGAAGGAGGUGGCCGAGCUUCUGCGGCAGGUUCCGAGGCGGACGAAGGAGGUACCGACAGCAGCGCCAGUAGACGCGGAGGAGGAAGUGAGAAUAUAUAAGCGAGGAUGAUAAGCAUAAUAUAUCGAAAGGAAUGGUGCAAAUUCAAAAACUACCUCAAUAUUAAUCAAAUAAUUAAUAA